This is a messenger RNA of Anastrepha obliqua, 1084 nucleotides long. Its product is annotated as protein late bloomer-like. The transcript has 5 exons. Bases 344 to 1036 code for a protein of 230 amino acids. The record is from RefSeq and is a predicted model, not a curated record. Gene Ontology annotation, cellular component: membrane. Lineage: Eukaryota; Metazoa; Arthropoda; Insecta; Diptera; Tephritidae.
CAGCUGUUCUACUGAUAUCUUUUAAAUAGAUUCGCCUUGAUUACACCACAAUGUGUUUGUUUAAAACGUAUGUGACAGACGAUUACACUUCCGGCACAAGGCGUAUGGAAUACAGAAAAUAUAACUAUCAUUCUUGCUUCCGGCAUCAAAACAUAAUGUAGUAAUAAAAAAUGUGCCUGCCACAUUUGAAGUUUCUUUAUUUUCAUUUUUGAAAAUAUUAUGUGAGAAAUCAAUUCAAUUUGACGUGUUCGAAUCAGUACAAAUUUAUUAUUGGUGAUAGGAAAACGGAAAUAAUCGAUGUGUUUAAAUCGAGAUUUAAAAGUUUAUUUGCGUCUAAAUACAUAUGUAUACAUACAUGAAUUUCUGUGACUCAAGCUCAAUGGAUUUUUCACUAGGGUUAAUCAAGCCCUUCGUAAUAAUCACUAACAUUAUAUAUGCAUUAUUUGCUUUUUCAACACUUGCUUUAAAUGUUGGGAUUUUGAGUGUACUUCCCGAUGAUCUCAAGUUAAUUUGUACUUAUCUACUUAUUUUGUCCUUGAUUGAACUCCCCCUCGCAAUAUUUGGUUGGUAUAGUGCACAUAAAGAGAAAGAAUGGUUUAUGUGGACGUAUAUCAUAAUCCUAAUCGUAACUAUUAUUGGCCACUUGCUUAUCCUUCUUUGCUCUACUAUCAAAAACAGUGCUGAUAUCGAAAAGAGAGCGCAGAAAAAUUUUGACGAAGCAUGGCAGGCAUAUUUAAAUGGCGAUGAUAAUCUUAUAAAUGAAUUGCAGAGCAAGCAUGGAUGCUGCGGCAAAGAAAGCUCAGAAGACUAUAAAAAAGCUAAGCAACACAUACCACUAAGCUGUUAUAAGGGCAAGAAAACCCAUGCAGGUAAAUUGUUCAGUAAGGGGUGUGUGGAAACGAUCAAAAUGAGCACCACGAUAUGCGUAUCACUUAUGAGAGGCUUUACUUGGGCCGCAUUAGGGCUUGAGAUCAUUGCUUUAUUCAGUGCUCUUUUCUUGCCAAUUAGCAUCAAACGUGUAUCUUUCAACAUUUAAAAUUAAUCUACUUAUAUGUAUAUUACUAAAGCUUUUGUAAAUUUUAUC